Molecule: messenger RNA, 1420 nt
Organism: Lotus japonicus
Lineage: Eukaryota; Viridiplantae; Streptophyta; Magnoliopsida; Fabales; Fabaceae
Exons: 4
Coding region: 514-972 (152 amino acids)
Biological process (GO): protein localization to Golgi apparatus; Golgi to plasma membrane protein transport; Golgi to endosome transport
Cellular component (GO): Golgi membrane; trans-Golgi network
Source: RefSeq, a predicted model, not a curated record
GACACUUCCGGUCUGAACAUCACGCAUAGUUCACGUCACUGCAAUUCUUCUCCCAAAUUCUUCAUCUCUCGCCAUCGCCGGAGCAAAACACUUCAAUUUUCUCUCCGACAACACGUUCUCUUCCCGGCGAGUCCUCCACCACCCUGUAAUUUUCCCUUCUCACAAUCUCUCUUCAUCUCAAUACUCCCAGAAACUAGGAAUUUCCACGCUCUUCAAUUUCUCAUCUGACUGCACACGAACCAUCGUUUACGCUUCGGCUGAACGUGACAACAACCUUGAUUUGGGUUUAAACUGCUUUAAAGAAUCUGGGGUCUCGAAAUUUGAUAACUUUUGUCGAAUGACAAGUGGUGUUGCUUAUUUUAUUGCGAUUUGGGCAUCUGGGUCGGUGAGAUUGGCUGCUGUAGCGGAAAAAGCUUGAAACUUGGUGUUUUGAUUCGCUUUAGGCAAAUUUUGUGGGAGAAGGUUUUGGACUGUUUGUGAGUGAGUGAGUUUGCACUUUGCAGGGUCGGCGUCAUGUUCUAUGGUGCAGUGGUAUGGGACCCUUGGCUUAUUGUUGCUCAAAUUGUUUGUCUGCAAUGCAUGUACUAUAUCACAUUGGGAUUGUUGUUGUCAUUACUUGUUGGAACUCGCGUAUCGCGGAUGAGCCUCGUGUAUUUCUUUGACUAUGUUACAAUCUCUACAUCUACGGUUACUGGUUGGUCUGUUGUUGCUUCAUUUUUGCUCAGUUCAGUUGCAGGGGCUGUAUAUAUGCUGUAUUUGAUUGAAAGAGCAAAGAAGUGCUUGGAUUUUUCGGCCACUCUCUACAUCAUCCAUCUGUUUCUAUGCAUUGUGUACGGGGGUUGGCCUUCUGCUAUAACGUGGUGGAUUGUGAAUGGUACUGGAAUUGCAGUGAUGGCUUUGCUAGGUGAAUAUUUGUGUAUCAGGCGGGAACUCCAGGAGAUACCAAUAACACGAUUACGUUCAAAUGUUUGAUUGGUAGAACUCAAGUGUUGCAUUGAAGAAGGGAGUUGUGCCUCAGGAUGGUAACAACUUUUGUUUCUAUAUAUUGGAUGAUCUUCAAGAUAAAGCCCAUGAACUUCAUAAAGUACAUAGUUCUGCUAUGCCAUUGAAAGACCUACAUUUCCUUUCUAUUGGUUAGUUGCAAUAGAGUAAAACAUAGAUAAUCAGACGAGACUAGGUACAUGAUUGUUCAGAAGAUUCUGAAAGUCUUAGUGUAAGUGAUUCUAUUUCGUUUUUAACUCUCCAAGUGUUUUUGGUUAAGAUGAUGCAUUUAGUUGAUUGAGCUUCUAUUCUUUUUUACCCUUUUUGCGAGUUCUUGGAUCUGUAAAAUCUUGGAAAUAUAUAUUAGUUCUAUGGCACUACCUUUUAUUGGAUUGUUAACCUCAGUCAGAUUUUUAUUUCAACUUCUUUUGAUUGAUAA